Messenger RNA from Stegostoma tigrinum, 542 nucleotides. RefSeq names its product transmembrane protein 147 (gene tmem147). Lineage: Eukaryota; Metazoa; Chordata; Chondrichthyes; Orectolobiformes; Stegostomatidae. The annotation marks the transcript as partial. The transcript is spliced from 2 exons. The record is from RefSeq and is a predicted model, not a curated record.
GUUCACUACAUCACCGUGGCAGGCCUGGUGUGGAUGUUCUCUCGGUACGACCUCCCGAGGCACUACCGCUUCCCAAUCGCUUUGCUGCUGGGGCUCAGUGUCUACAAGGCCUUCCUGCUUGAGUCGCUGGUAACCGUUCUGAUCCUGGGCAGCUGGACGGCGCUGCUCCUGAAUGCGGCGGUGACAGGUGCUGUGUCCCUCAGUGCUCUUAUCCUCUACAUCAACCUGGUCCACGGCAACUGACCGAGGGCGAGCGGGUACCAUGCAACCCCCACCCCCCCCCAACACAGUGGGUGUGCCAGGAGGUGGGGUGGGGGCUGGGGGGGUGAUGGACACAAUACCUGCUGAUGGAGCCCGUUGGCAGCACUUGCCCAGUUCACAGAUCAGUGCCAGGGCACAUACCCGAGGGACUGGGAGCAGUGGAUGAUGAGCCCCGCCCCCCACAUACGUGGGAGACUGUUCGGCCCAUCGAGUCUGGGCUAGCAUUGUUGUGAGAGCAGCCAUGUUUUCCUUACACUGAUUAAAACGUUUGCUGCAACCGA